AUGGCCGCUCUGGCCGAGGCGGUGAGCAGCAGCAGCAGCGCGGGUUGCCCGGCGGCAGGCGGCGGCAGCAGCAGCAGCCGGCACGAGAAGAGCCUGGGGCUCCUCACCACCAAGUUCGUGUCGCUGCUGCAGGAGGCCAAGGACGGCGUGCUGGACCUGAAAGCGGCUGCUGAUACUCUUGCUGUGAGACAAAAAAGAAGAAUCUAUGACAUCACCAAUGUUUUGGAAGGCAUAGAUUUAAUUGAGAAAAAGUCAAAAAACAGCAUCCAAUGGAAAGGUGUAGGUGCUGGCUGCAAUACAAAAGAAGUCAUAGACAGACUGAGGUAUCUUGAAACAGAAAUUGAAGAUUUGGAACUAAAAGAAAAAGAGCUGGAUCAGCAAAAAUUGUGGCUGCAGCAAAGCAUCAAAAAUGUUAUGGAUGACUCCACAAACAACCAAUUUUCAUAUGUCACUCAUGAAGACAUCUGUAAUUGCUUCAAUGGAGACACACUUCUAGCAAUUCAAGCACCUUGUGGUACACAAUUAGAAGUACCUAUACCUGAAAUGGGACAAAAUGGACAAAAGAAAUACCAGAUCAGUCUAAAGAGUAGUUCAGGACCUAUCCACGUGCUGCUUAUUAAUAAAGACUCAAGUUCCCCCACGCCUGUGGUGUUUCCAGUUCCUCCUCCUGAUGACCUUGCACAGCCCCCAUCUCAGCCUGCAAUUCCAGUGACUCCCCCAAAACCUACUGCAUCUACUGAGAAUCCAUCAGAGCAGCAUGACAUUAACCAGGAGCAGCAUUUACCACAUACCCCAGUUACAGAUACACCAUCAGACAACAGUGUGCAAGAGAACAAUACAACUCCAGCAACUCCUUACUCUAGCCUUCCGGACUCCUUGCUGUACACGAGCCUUGCAACAGAUGCAACACAAACUACUGCUAGCUCAAAUGACUAUCAGGCCUUGCUUCCCUUGGAUGUUAAUUGUAUUCUCAAGCCAAACUCAUUUGAUAUAGCAAAGAUGGAUGAGCCCACAGGAACUAUUAGUAGUGAUAUCAUUGACGAAUUGAUGUCUUCAGAUGUUUUUCCUCUCUUACGACUCUCUCCUACUCCCGGAGAUGACUACAACUUUAACCUGGAUGAUAAUGAAGGAGUCUGUGAUCUUUUUGAUGUGCAGAUACUAAAUUAUUAGAUUCGGUGGGAACCAGACUGUCAUAUCUACCUCUAACUUUAUAACAUUCUAGACUUCUUCAUAACCUAAGUAUUUUAAAUAAUGAAUGUAUAACCUCUUAGUUCACUGACUCUGGGAGUGCAUUUCCUUUUGCUUCCUUACCUACUUCACAAAACACCUUAAAUUCAAAACCAGAAGAAAGGGCUUUUAUCAAAAUGUUCUCUGGUAUUUUUUCACAAGUUACAUUAAUGUAACUCAGCUUUGAAAUCCCAAGUUCUCCCCCCCCCCCCCUCCUUUUUCUUGCAGCCUUCUGGUUACUUAAAAAAAAACCCCAAGGCUUGUCACUUAGCAGAAUUUUCUUUCUGCAGCUUUACUGUCAAGAAGCUUUCUGUAUGUUUUUAACCUUUCACUACAAUUUUUAAAAAGCGUUCACUGCCAAAUUUUGAAGUGAAGGACAUUAAAUGAGUUAAGUUAAAUUGUUUCAGUGAACCAAUUUUGUGAAGUGCCUUCUGUUUUAGCACUUUAAG
Molecule: messenger RNA, 1676 nt
Organism: Emys orbicularis (European pond turtle)
Lineage: Eukaryota; Metazoa; Chordata; Testudines; Emydidae
Gene: E2F5
Product: E2F transcription factor 5
Exons: 9
Coding region: 1-1170 (389 amino acids)
Biological process (GO): regulation of transcription by RNA polymerase II
Cellular component (GO): RNA polymerase II transcription regulator complex
Molecular function (GO): DNA-binding transcription factor activity, RNA polymerase II-specific; protein dimerization activity; RNA polymerase II cis-regulatory region sequence-specific DNA binding
Source: RefSeq, a predicted model, not a curated record